Molecule: messenger RNA, 1062 nt
Organism: Labrus bergylta (ballan wrasse)
Lineage: Eukaryota; Metazoa; Chordata; Actinopteri; Labriformes; Labridae
Source: RefSeq, a predicted model, not a curated record
GUGAUCUCGAGGAACGCCCCGACUCUCCUGGUGGCAUGCAACAAACAAGAUAUCACCAUGGCUAAAUCAGCUAAACUGAUCCAGCAGCAGCUUGAAAAGGAAUUGAACACCUUGCGAGUGACACACUCUGCCGCUCUGAGCUCUCAGGACGGCUCUGUAGGCGGAAAUAUGUACCUGGGGAAAAAAGGCAAGGACUUUGAGUUCAGCCAGCUCCCUAUGAAGGUUGAGUUCCUGGAGUGCAGCGCCCGUGGCGGCAAGGGUGAAGACGGGGAUGCAGACAUGGAGAGCCUGGAGAAGAGUCUGGCUAAACUGUGAAAUCGGCAACAUCAUCCUAGGGCAGAACUUCCCUCAAAGACACACACCACAGAUCGACAUAACCUAAUCAAAGGAGGGAUGACAGAUGUAUCUCAUUGGAGGAUAUAUUUGACAGGAGUCACCAGUCAAACAUGGUCGUAGAUGCGCUGGCUGUAAAGCUUAAAAUGACAUGACAGUGAAGGAGCAUGGAACACGUUGAAUCGAACACACCAAAAGGACUCCAAAGUUAAAGUAAUGAAAAGGCACCGCUGAUCACCGGGUUGUUUUGCAGUGCUGGUAAUGAUUUUGUGCAUAUUCUGUCAAUCCUGCUGUGAACAUCCGCCUCAAAAGUGCUUUUUUUUUUUUUGGGCAUUUUUGGAAAAUAUAUAUAGUUUAAAUUAUUUUCAUCAACUACAACAAUUGCUGUUCAUAAAUUCAAUUUAAAUCAUUGAAGAGGUCACAAGAGUUUCAACAUUUCUGUUUUAAAUUUAAGCUAGCGUGAUUUACAAGCUGCUUGAUAAGACGGAUAGCCGAGAGAUAGGGAAUUGCAUUUAUUGAAGUCAGCCAUGUGCCUUUUUUUUUUUUCUUCUGGUAUUAAGAGAGUUUUCUGCCUAUCUGUAAGAAAGAACUUUGUCUGAAAGUGUUGCGUGAAUACAAUGCAUUUGCAUUGAAUGUAUGGAUUUAGGAUUUUGUGUAUGUUUGUACUUGUCUGGCUUGUUUGAAAAUUGACAAUAUAAAAGUUUUUGAUGACGCAAAUUGAUUAAUAAG